This is a messenger RNA of Trypanosoma grayi, 2928 nucleotides long. RefSeq lists its product as hypothetical. The coding region runs from base 1 to 2928 and encodes 975 amino acids. NCBI's taxonomy places the organism in Eukaryota, Euglenozoa, Kinetoplastea, Trypanosomatida, Trypanosomatidae. The transcript has a single exon. The record is from RefSeq and is a predicted model, not a curated record.
AUGAAGGCACCUGAAAGGACAGCAGUGAAUUUUGAUUCACAGCCACUACAGGUUGCGGAGAGCCCGAUUUGCAUUCCCGGUGGAGACGCCGCAGAUAUCAUGGCCGCACAUCGAACGUCACGCCACAUUGACUUUGUGGAUGACGGCAAACUCUUUGAGGGUCACUUCACCCUCCAUACAAGGGGCCUGAAAUCACUCAUUCAACUCCUUGUGGAUCAGCAGUCGGAACAACGUGUUAUCAUCAAUGAUCUUCAAGAUCAACUGAACAUGCUGCGUCAACAAACAACAAAGAUGCGCAAGGCAGCCACGGCAUCGACUGCUUUCGCUUCCCGAAGCAGUAAUGUUAGCUCCGGGUCGGCUUUAAAGGAGGUGGACGACCUUCGCCGUCGCGUAAAGCAACUUGAGGGCUUCCAGGCAUUGUGGGGGCUGCGCGCCACAGAAGUGGAAAACCUAAUAAGCACCUACGGGGAUCCUGUAGUGACUCCAGAGGAGUACACGGCAUGCCUCUUGAACCUGAAGCCCUUUCGUAUGCUGCGAAGUGAUACGCGCAACUCCAUUGUUACCCAGAUUGAGCGUCGCCAAUCUAUAACCGCACGUACAUUGCCCGAGGAGAGAAUAGGCAGGGUUCACGGCGCUCGGGAUCGCAGUGCCCGUGAUGACUCCCGUGGUGCUCGUGAUCGCAAUGCACGGGACGACUCUCGCAAUGCCCGUGAUGAAUCUCGUGUUGCCCGUGAUGACUCCCGUGGUGCUCGUGAUCGCAAUGCCCGCGGGGAUGAUCACCAUGCUCGUGAUGCACGGGACGAAUCUCGUGGUGCUCGUGAUCGCAAUGCUCGUGAUGACGCUCGUGAAGCCCGUGAUGAAUCUCGUGGUGCUCGUGAUGAAUCUCGCAAUUUGCGUGACCGCAAUGCUCGUGGCCGCAAUGCUCCUGAGGAUUCUCGCGGUGGCCGGGAGGAGGCACAUUUCAAGCAUGAUGAUGAGGGUGAUAAUUUUUCGGAACUGACAUGUCGCGUGGAGGCGUUGGAGCGAAAACUGGGGAGGGGAAGUACCGCAACACACUCUUCACGUCACGCGAGCAAUGCGGCUCCGCGGUCUUCUGUGUCCUCAGGGGAGGUGGUGGACGAGCAAGCACGGGAAGACCUUGAGGAACUCGAGCGGUUUGUUAUCCGACGCUUCAAGGAGGUGGAACGAUCGCUAUCUAAGUCCCGAGACGCCACUCCAGCCUCUGCCACUUCUGCUGCUGGUGUUGCUGCUGCCUCCACCGCUGUGAAGGGCAGCGGGCAGCCCGUCGGGAGGUAUGAAAAGUCGCCCGCACGGUACCCCACAGGGCCACCCGAAACGGGUAGCUCUGCCACCAACAUCAGCACCAAGAAUAAUGAAAACAACAACGAUGUUAGUGGUGUCAGCGAUAUGAGGUCACGCAGGGAAAGAAAGCCUCCAAAGGACGGCGGGGUGGUGGAUCAGGUCGCCCGAGAGGACGCCUUCGCGGCACUGGAUCAUGUGGAACAGCUUGAGAAGUUUGUCAACAGGAAACUCAAGGAAUUUUCUCUUGCUCUUGGCAAAGGAAUGGGGCCUGGCUCCGUGCGUCCUGCUGGGGAGAGCGAAGUUCCCAGCUCUGUCGAGCAUAAGCCACAAGGACCGAUGAUUGACCAGAUGGCUCGCGAUGAUGCUGCCCGUUCGCUCGAGAUUGUGCAAGAGCUAGAGGAGGACCUGGGGAGGCGAUGGCAAUCUCUGGAAGAGCGCCUGCGAAUCAUUGGUCGUGCGACAAUGAACAAAGGGUCCAUCGCCUCUGCCACUAACGCAUUGAUCGACCGAAAAGCACGCGAGGACGCUUCCAUGUCACUCAUGCGGAUUCAACAAAUUGAACGGGAAAUCGUUGGGUUCCGGCGCUUGCUUCAGCGGCAGAAAAUUCCUGCGGCCUCUGAAGAAACAGGACUCUCUGAUACAAGGGGGUCUAGUGGUGUCAUGUUCCCAUCUCCCCCAAAGCUGCAGCGCCAAAUAACUCUUCAACCGAUGGUUGGUGGUGGCGUUGGUAAUGUUGCUGUGGACAACGCUGCGGGGACGGGUGAUGCGGAGUACCAUACACAUAUGCAGAAUCUGGAACAGGAGGUGGAACUGCGCAUGGAAGAAGUAAACCGUGCUCUCGCCACACUCCGUUCGGCGCGACCUAAUUCUGGGUUCAGUGAACUUUCCGAUGGGAAAGGCGCCCUCCUCGAUAAUAUUACUUCUAUUCCAGGCCAAGUUGUCAUCAACUCCAAAGAGACUGAUGAGUUGGGUCUUAUGGGUAUGCAUUCACCCUUACUUCCCACUCAAAUGUCUCACACUGGGUUGUUGGUGAUGACAUCGCAUGAAGCUGCAGGGCAGGGCCCCAUAACAAAUGUAGGGGAGCCCGGAAAGGCCGAUGCAAUAUCGCUCCGCCCGCCUCAGAUGGGCGCCUUUAGUGCCCCACUGGUGACACGCGAGGUGCAGAGAGAGCCACAAUCAGCCUCACCUGAUGCGCUAGCAAUGACCGCCGCGGGGCUAAUUCGAGAAGAGCAGCAGCAGCAACUGCUGCAGAAAAGAGGACAACGUAGCGCUGGUUCCGACAGAUGGCGAGGUGGUGAUGCCGUUUCGCUUACUUUGGAAGAUGCCGGUGGUGACGCGACGGCAGCGGAGGUCGCUGCAAUGUCACACCUGCUGAGCCUCAAGCAGCUGCGGAGCGAAAGCGCGCGUGUGGCGCCGCGAAGCCGCGCUGGUGAACUCGACGAGCUCCGGUCACACAGCGUGCGCUUGCGUGACAUGAGCAUGGGCUCCCCGGGAAGAAUGGAAGGAGGCUUCUCAGCCGAGCCGAGCGCGCUGGGGCAUACCACACCUUGUGUUGUGUACAACUGCGCGUGGUGCGCCGCACAGAAGCGGGCAGCUGCGCCGAUGACUGCGCGUCCCUUGCGUUAG